This is a messenger RNA of Trichophyton rubrum CBS 118892, 1170 nucleotides long. RefSeq lists its product as uncharacterized. The record is from RefSeq and is a predicted model, not a curated record. The transcript has a single exon. NCBI's taxonomy places the organism in Eukaryota, Fungi, Ascomycota, Eurotiomycetes, Onygenales, Arthrodermataceae. Bases 1 to 1170 code for a protein of 389 amino acids.
AUGGACUGUUUGCCAGACGCACGAUCUCCAAAUCUACACCUCGCUCAUCCAACGGAGAACGAGAAUCUUUCGAUAUGGAUGGAUACGUCAGCGGAAUGGAAGGGAGCUCUGACUGUUUCGGAAUACAUGAAGGAAUAUCAGUACCUUAUGACCGUUCCUCUAGCAAGGGAUGGAUGCAUGACUCAGUGGAUUUUAGUUGAUAAAACUCUCCCGGCUGAUCAACGGAUAAUUCUCGCCUCGUGUGAAACUUUCCGGAAAGCAUCUCUUACCCGGGAACUAGAUGGGAGCGUCAAAGACACAAUCACUCAUGGAAUUGCAAGUGUAUACUGUGAGCCACAGUUACGAGGACGAGGCUAUCCCUCGCGAUUGAUGGACGAAUUGUCCCUGCUGCUCCCAACCUGGCAAGAUGAUGGGAGAGAAUGCGUUGCCAGCAUUCUAUUUUCCGAUAUUGGGGGAGAUUUCUAUGGAAAGCGCGGAUGGCAGCCGUUCCCCAGCCAUCAUAUCAAAUUUGAACCAGCGCUUAUGCCAAUACCCAUCGCUAUGCCGAUACUGAUUGAUGACUUGGGCCCGCUUUGCAAGCUUGAUGAGAAUUUUGUGCGGAAAUCAAUGACUGCUACAAACUCAGGGAGAUUGCGACAUAUGGUUAUACCAGACCUUGAUCAUAUAUCAUGGCAUGGAUGUAGGGAGAAGUUUGUAUGUGAGAAGCUCUUUGGGGAAGUGCCAGAGAGGAAGGGGGCUAUUGUGGGAGAUCCCGGAAAUAGAGUUUGGAUACUUUGGAAUCACCGAUUUGUUGGAGCUCCAGGAGAUACAGGCGCAGCAAACACACUAUAUAUCCUGAGAUUAGUGGUGGAGAAUCAAGCUGUUCUUCAGAGUAUUUCCACUGAGCCCACACAGCAACCAUCGCCUAACGAGGACGAAGAGCUGCUUGUUCGUUAUGCUAGAGACGCAAUACGGGCAGCCCAGAAUGAAGCCGCAGAGUGGAAAGUAAAUUCGGUAGAGAUAUGGGAUCCUUGCCCCCAAAUUCAUGCCUUGAUACAGCGAACUGGAGUUCCGUAUCAGAAGAAAACAAGGGUUGAUAAUGAAAUAUGUUGUUUCAACUGGCUGAGAAAUGGGGGAGACAAGACGGCGGCUGUGGAAUGGGCUGCAAUUGAAAGAUACUGUUGGUGCUAA